Molecule: messenger RNA, 3322 nt
Organism: Scleropages formosus (Asian bonytongue)
Lineage: Eukaryota; Metazoa; Chordata; Actinopteri; Osteoglossiformes; Osteoglossidae
Gene: sack1gb
Product: family with sequence similarity 83 member Gb
Biological process (GO): signal transduction
Molecular function (GO): protein kinase binding
Source: RefSeq, a predicted model, not a curated record
CGCGUCAGGGUUCCGUCCCUUCCUUUCGCACCUGGCCAGAGCGCUUUCAGCGGUCCUGGCAUGUGUGUGCUGUACGGUGAUGUGACGUUUUCGGCUUAAUUUAUAAAGUGUCGCACGUGGUUUUAGUACAAGGAGAUUAAGGAAACUGUUAUCGAACAUCGGGAUUAAAAAGAAGUUUCGGACAUUUUAUUGACAAAACGAAAAGUACUGAGGAGUUAUUUACUGUGUUUCGUGUGAAAUGGUUCACUGACACUGUGACUGAAAGCUCACUUUGGUGAAUUCUUUUUAGCCGACUGUUUCUGUGAGUUGUGCCUGACGGAGCGGCCGAACGGCGAUGGCUCUGUCACAGAUCCAGUGUCUGGAAGACAACCAUGUGAACUGGCGCACGAACGAGUCCAAGCCCGAGUUCUUCUACAGCGAGGAGCAGCGGCUCGCGCUCGAGGCGCUCUUCAGGGACGGCCGCGGCGCCUUCCAUGACUACGUGAAGGAGCACAAAGUGCGGCAGUUCCUCUCCGAGCUCGAGCUCGAGCGGCUGUCGCGCGGCGUCCACGCGUACCAGCCGGGCGGCGAGCGCGCGGAGGGCGCGAAAGGCUCGAAGGGCGCGGAGGGGGAGGACGGCGCCGAGUCCCUGCAGUACUGGCCCGAGCGCUCGGACACGUCGGUGCCCGACCUGGAGAUAGGCUGGCCGGACUGCACCUCGUACCGGGGCGUGACUCGUGUCAACGUGUACACGCAGCCGCCCCUGGACGGAUCGACGCACAUCAAAGAGGUGGUGAGGAAGACGAUCGCGCAGGCGCAGAAGGUGAUCGCAGUAGCUAUGGACCUGUUUACAGACGUAGACAUCUUCAAAGAUCUGCUGGAUGCCAGUUUCAAGCGGAAGGUGGCUGUGUACAUGGUGCUGGACACCUCAGGACUGUCCCACUUUAUGGACAUGUGUCAGAGAGCUGGAAUGCACAGAGGACACCUGAAGAACCUGCGAGUCCGAACUAUAGCAGGAAGCGAGUUCUACACACGCUCGUCGACAAAGGUGUGCGGCUUAAUGAGUCAGAAGUUCAUGUUCGUGGAUGGAGACAGAGCCGUGUCUGGUUCAUACAGUUUCACAUGGACAGCUUCCAGGCUGGACAGAAACCUCAUCACGGUGCUCACGGGCCAGGCUGUGGACACUUUUGACAAGCUCUUCCGGGAUCUCUACGCAACCUCCACGGGUGUGAACCUCAGCAAGCUCAGUUUGCAAGAUGAGCCAGAGCCUGAGCCUCUUCCCCAGUUAGCCCCCGCACCGCUGCCCUCUGCCGCCGUGGCCCGCAAGCUCAUCAACCCCAAAUAUGCACUGGUCGCCAGCAGUGCUGUGGAGACUGGCAGCGGAGCGUCCUCCGGCAAGAACAGUGCCAAGAACAGCACUUCCAAUAACCCCAUGGUAAAAGCUGUCCAAAAGCCGAAAGAGCAAGUUGAGCCUCCGCCAAUUCACCCGGGGCUCCUUAACCUGGAGCGUGCGAACUUGAUCCACUAUCUCCCCACCUGGCCCGAACCUGACCCCCCGAGCAACGUCAUUGGCUUCAUCAAUAUCCGAGAUACUAACAAGCCUAAGCAGGUCCACCUAAUGCGCUCUGAGCUGUUCGAGACCUCGCAAGCCAUCCGAUUUAAGGAUCCGUUUGUCACUCCAGAGGAACCCCUCCCCGAGAAAGCCUGCCCCAGAGAGAAAGCAGGGAACAGACCCACCAAUGUCCUUGUAGACCAGCCACAGGAACCACCGCAGCCCCGAAUCCAAAGCGCUCCGGAGUCGAGAGAGAACACAAAGCCAAAUACAGAGGAGCCAGCUUUGGACCAGACACAGACCUCAGAAAACACCGCGAGGUUAGAGGAGACUGUGCCAGCGCCAGUCCCAAAACGCAGAACCAUCCAACUGGUGAUCACUGAUGAUGGCACCAAGGAGAUCCCCAAUGUUAGCAUGGUCAAGAUGACGGACUCGGAACCUAAGGCGCUUCCAUUGCCACACGGUCCUGAUAAGACUGAGAGCUCCAAAAACAUCCCAGGUCCACCUGAACCCUCAUCCACCUCGGUGACAGAGCCAGUUAGAACACCUUCAGAGGGUGGAGGGGGCACAGAUAAAGAGGGUGAAAAGGAUGAGCAGAAAGGCGUCAGGAUAAUCGAAGAUAAUGACGGGACCGAUGGCAAAGGCUUGUCGUCCUCGGAUUUGCCAAGGAAAGCAUCGUUCGCCUCUACGGUGUCAGACGAGUGUUUCGAAAGCGUUUACUCUGACAAUAUGGAAUCGAGCAUUCAGCUCAUGGUGAAUGGAGUCCACACCGGGUCGGGACGUGUGGAGGACCACAGGCAUGUGGAUGGGCUCAAUGUCAUGGCUAGGUUUUCACAGUCGAUGCUGGACCUGCGGCCCGAGAGUCAGCAGCAGCUGGAGGAGAAGGAAGCGGAGAACCCGCAAGCGUUGGGAGACAUCCACGCAGCCUUGGAGCACAACCAGAGGCAGCUGCACAAAGCCGGUGAAAGAAAGCCAUUCAUGACCUCAUCUAGACCCCCGGGCAACAUCACGAGCAUGGACCGGCAGGGCCAGCCACGAGGGAACACUAAAGUGGUGAUUGCUAAACCUGGCAGCUACCAUCGUCCCGCUAAAGCUGCAGGGCCCGUGAUUGGGGGGCACAAGUACUGGCAAGGCAAGCUUUUCAACCAGGACAAAGCGAUCGGCGGCUACAUCACCAGCAACAAACUGGUUCCGGGGCUGCUGGGAAAUUCUCGGACUGGUCGUACACCCUACCGCUACAGGCAGGAUCUGGAUGGGCAGAUGGGCAAAUCCAGAACUGGAAAUACCCUUGGCCAGUCCAGCUCACUGCACAGGAUACCCCCCACCCUUGGCGAGAACUGCACCCCUUGUGGAAUCUCAAUAUCGAAGCUCUCGCAGUUCAAACACCUGAAGGGGAAGGUUUCGGGGAACGCUCUGGGCAGCUUGCAGAAAAAGACGCAGCUUGGACACAAAGGAGCUAUUUGAGUUGCUGGAAGGCCUCUUGACGCACACUACCACACCACAGAAACAUUGUGCUCUUGAGGGGUGUGACCGAGUUUGGUGCUCUAUCUCGUAGUGUAAUGGGUUGUCUACUCUUUGGGUGUUAAAUGUUGUUUAAACCUUAAGAUUUAAGGUGUUAAAUUUCCCUCUUUUCAGAGGGCUGUGUCUUCAGGCCACCAUUUCUCAUUGCUGUGACACGUGAUGUAGUGGGGAAUCUAGAGGAAUAUAAACUAUACACUGUUUGGCUUUGGAAAGACUGUGUAACUUUUCAGAAAAACUUUUUCCCUGCUUUCUGACCCAUACUCCCCUAGA